CUCUUCUUCUCUUUCACUUUUACUUCUUCAAUAUCAUGUGGAGACGCCUGUCUCGUUCCCAAAAGCUUCUGGCAACCGCUGCUUCUGCAACCGGUGUUGGAGGUGCUUAUUUAUUCUACGCAGAGUCCCAACGUACUCGCCAAAGACAUGCACAGUACAUGGCAACCUUGAACGGCCUUCCAGUUGCCCAUGCUGAGUCACUUCAAGCACAUGCAGGUGUGGUCGAAACUGACAUCAAGCCUCACGACUUCUGGGCUCCUCCUUCUCGCCAGGAAAUGUUGAAUAAGCUCAAGGGAUUGGAUAAAGACGGUCAGAAAGCCAAGGAACAUGAAGAAUUUGAUCUUCUGAUUGUGGGUGGCGGCGCUACGGGUGCCGGUGUUGCUCUGGAUGCUACUACCCGUGGUCUGAACGUCGCACUUGUUGAGAGAGAUGAUUUUGCUUCUGGUACCUCAUCUAGAUCAACCAAGCUUGUUCACGGUGGUGUUAGAUAUCUUCAAAAGGCUAUCCAAGAGUUGGAUUAUGAGCAGUACAAGUUGGUGGUCGAAGCUCUUCACGAGCGUAAGAUCUUCUUGGAUAUCGCACCAUAUCUUUCUCACCAACUUCCCAUUAUGUUGCCAGUCUACAAGUGGUGGCAAGUGCCUUACUAUUGGAUCGGCUGUAAGAUGUAUGACUGGUUUGCGGGUAGAGAAGCUCUUGAAAGCAGUUAUGUGUUGACUCGAUCCAAGGCCUUGGAAGCGUUCCCUAUGCUGAAGAAGGAUGAAUUGGUUGGAGCUCUAGUGUAUUAUGACGGUCAACAUAAUGACGCCAGAAUGAAUGUUGCACUCGCACUGACGGCUGUCAAUCAUGGUGCUACCAUGGCAAAUCACUGCGAAGUGAAGAGCUUGACAAAGGAUGAGAAUGGCAACGUCAAUGGUGCUGUGCUUUGUGACGUCUUUACUGGUGAUGAGUGGACCGUGAAAGCCAAGGGUGUCAUCAACGCAACUGGUCCAUUCACAGAUGGCCUACGCAAGAUGGACGAUAAGGAAAACUCAGAAAUUGUUGCUCCAUCCGCUGGUGUCCAUAUCAUCCUUCCCAACUACUACAGUCCUGGAAACAUGGGAUUGUUGGACCCUGCUACCUCCGAUGGUCGUGUCAUUUUCUUCCUUCCUUGGCAAGGAAAUACCAUUGCUGGUACCACUGACUCUCCCACUGAAGUGACCCACAAUCCCCUUCCUAAAGAAGAAGAGAUUCAAUGGAUUUUGAAUGAAGUUGAACAUUAUCUCAGCCCUGAUGUCAAGGUCCGUCGCGGAGAUGUCUUGGCCGCUUGGUCUGGUAUUCGUCCACUAGUCCGUGAUCCCAAUGCUACCAAGACGGAGGCAUUGGUCCGAAACCACAUGAUCCACGUCAGUGAGAACAAACUCCUUACUAUUGCUGGUGGAAAGUGGACCACCUACCGUGCUAUGGCCCAGGAAACAGUUGAUCGUGCUAUCCAGGAAUUCAACCUUAAGCCUACUCAUCCUGAGUGCAGAACUGAAGUCAUUCGAUUGAUAGGUUCGCACGCCUAUUCCAAUACUAUGUUCAUUAAGCUCAUUCAACACUUUGGUAUGGAGACUGAAGUUGCUCAGCAUUUGGCUAACAGCUACGGUGACCGUGCUUGGGCUGUUGGAACCAUGGCUGAUGCUACCCACCAACGCUGGCCAGUGUUUGGUAAGCGUCUCAGCCCACAAUACCCAUACAUUGAAGCCGAAGUUCGCUAUGCUGUUCGCCGUGAAUACGCCAGCACUGUUGUUGAUGUCAUUGCCCGCCGUACUCGUAUCGCUUUCUUGAAUGCUCAAGCCGCUUUGGAAUCUUUGCCUCGUGUUAUCGAAAUUAUGUCUGAUGAAUUGAAGUGGAGCAAGGAACGUCAAAAGAAGGAGUUCGAUGAUGCCGUUGAAUUCUUGACCACCAUGGGUUUGCCCAGCUCCAGCUCUCAAAUCGUCUACCCAGUGACCAAGGACCAUCACCCCGCCGGUGCUCCCAUUGAGAAUGCCAAGUCACAUGAUGCCAUCUUCUCUAGAGCUCGCUUCCUUCCUGAUGAGCUCAAGGAGUUCCAAUCUGUUUUCAGCGAAUUGGAUCAUGACAAGGACGGUCAUUUGAAGGCCGAAGAUCUUCCCAAAGUCUUUUCUCGACUAGGUGUUCCAGUCAAGCAGGAUGUUCUUGAUGCCGCCAUCAAGGCUUUGGACAAUACCAGUAACUCCUCAGUAGAAUUCAGCGAGUUCUUGGAAAUCAUGAGUCAGGUCAAGGAUAUUGAAAUCCGUCGACAUUUGACUAAUGAGAAGGGCGGUAAAAUUAGUCUUGAACGUAGUGGUGGAGGUGUUUAAAUGACCUGCUGGCAUCCUCUUUAUCUAUACAUUGUAUUAUAGUUUUUUUUGAUUGUAUUAAGAAAUACAUAUACAUUCAUUCAUCCAAUUUCCUUCUGUCACGUUGAUGUGUUCGAUUGAAAUAUGUACAAAUGCGGGAGGGGGGGGGUCAUGCAAAAUAAAAAAGAGUGAACCA
Molecule: messenger RNA, 2514 nt
Organism: Umbelopsis ramanniana AG
Lineage: Eukaryota; Fungi; Mucoromycota; Umbelopsidomycetes; Umbelopsidales; Umbelopsidaceae
Exons: 7
Coding region: 36-2339 (767 amino acids)
Biological process (GO): glycerol-3-phosphate metabolic process
Cellular component (GO): glycerol-3-phosphate dehydrogenase (FAD) complex; mitochondrion
Molecular function (GO): glycerol-3-phosphate dehydrogenase (quinone) activity; calcium ion binding
Source: RefSeq, a predicted model, not a curated record